AAAGAAACAAAAAGUGUCAUCUUCUUCAUAGUUUCUUCAAUGGUGACUGGUCUUAGUCCACCUUAUUAUGCCAAUUUUUUGUUGUUCAUUAAAUACCAGACAGACAACUAGACUUGUUAUUUUCCCUAUAGCUUCGCAGCGACUCUGCUGUCUGCGUAUAAUCAACCAUCAAUCAUGGUGAAGGGAAAUUUAAACUCUACUCUUAAUCUCAAGCUUUCUCUUCCUUCUCCCGACGAGGCCUCCUUCGCUAAGUUCCUGACCCAAAGCGGUACGUUUAGGGAUGGUGAUCUGCUCGUUAAUAGGGAUGGAGUUCGAAUUAUUUCUCAGACUGAAACCGAUGCUCCUCCUCCUAUUCGGGCAUCAGAUAACCAACUUACCUUAGCAGAUGUAGACACAAUCAAAGUCAUUGGGAAGGGAAAUGGUGGAGUUGUGCAAUUGGUGCAACAUAAAUGGACAGGCCAGUUUUUCGCAUUAAAGGUAAUCCAAAUGAGCAUUGAGGAAUCCACUCGCAAGCAGAUUGCUCAGGAAUUGAAGAUCAACCAAUCAUCACAAUGUCCAUUUGUUGUUGUUUGUUACCAGUCUUUCUACGAUAAUGGUACCAUUUCUAUUAUCUUAGAGUAUAUGGAUGGUGGAUCUCUCGCAGAUUUUCUGAAAAAAGUCAAGACAAUUCCAGAACCAUAUCUUGCCGCUAUCUGUAAACAGGUGCUUAUGGGUUUGCUUUAUCUUCAUCAUGAAAAGCACAUUAUCCAUAGGGACCUAAAACCUUCUAAUAUACUAAUAAAUCAUAGAGGGGAAGUCAAAAUUACUGAUUUUGGAGUGAGUGCAGUGUUGACAAGUACCUCAGGGCAGGCAAAUACCUUUGUAGGGACGUACAACUAUAUGUCUCCCGAGAGAAUUAUUGGAGAAAACUAUGGCUACAAAAGUGACAUAUGGAGUUUGGGGUUACUAUUGCUCGAGUGUGCAACAGGGAAGUUCCCAUAUACACCCCCAGAGCAAGAUGAAGGAUGGAAUAAUUUUUAUGAACUUAUGGAAGCCGUUGUUGAGCACCCACCACCUUCUGCACCUUCCAACCAAUUUUCUCAGGAGUUCUGCUCAUUCAUAUCCGCAUGUGUGCAGAAAGACCCAAAAGAUAGACUGCCAGCACAGGAACUUCUGAAUCAUCAAUUCCUAAGUAUGUAUGAAGACUUGCAUAUAGAUCUCUCAUCUUACUUCACCAAUGUAGGCUCUCCUCUCGCAACCUUUUAAGUCAUGUAUGUAUGUGAGUUAUGGACUCAACUCGUCCAUUAUUAGCUUCAUGAGGAUAGAAUCUAGCAGUUAUUUAUCAAGCGUGCUUUGACCCACCAUUGUUUGUAUUUGUGGCUUAUAUGUUCAGACUCUGAAUCUUCCACUAUGGUGAUGAUAAAUUAGUAAUUCUUGCCAUUAGUUCUGCAAUAUGGCAAAGAAAAAGAACACUGAUUA
This is a messenger RNA of Tripterygium wilfordii, 1458 nucleotides long. RefSeq names its product mitogen-activated protein kinase kinase 2-like. Gene Ontology annotation, cellular component: cytoplasm. NCBI's taxonomy places the organism in Eukaryota, Viridiplantae, Streptophyta, Magnoliopsida, Celastrales, Celastraceae. Gene Ontology annotation, molecular function: protein serine/threonine kinase activity; ATP binding. The record is from RefSeq and is a predicted model, not a curated record. Gene Ontology annotation, biological process: protein phosphorylation. The coding region runs from base 175 to 1245 and encodes 356 amino acids. The transcript has 8 exons.